GAAACAAGCUGUUAGAAAAAUUGAAAACCCAAGCGGUGAUGAAACCAAGGCAGAGGGGACGGAGAUUUCGAGGGAAACCAUUUCAUUCUUCUUCAUUAGCUAAGCCUAAGCUUCACCUCUACCAAACUCAUAAGUCUAUCUCUUGACUCUCGCUCUCUCAUAAUUUCAUCUUCUUUCGAUGGAGUCCUCCGCCACUCUUCGAUCCUUCAACUAUUCUAUAGGUACCAUUCCACACGUGGGAUCGCUACUUGAAAGGCCUGGAAUGGUGUCUGUUCAAAGUAGUUGCUGGCAUGGCUUGAGUAAAUUUCACAAACUCAUUGCUUCUCCAGUGAAGCGAUACAGGACAGUUGUAUCGGGAGCAAAGACUUCUGAAGCUACUGUAGCAGCCAAGUCUGAAGUUUCAUCUGGGAGUGCUACUCAAAGCUCUUUAGAGAAGAAUACCCUGAGGAAUGCAACCUUCCCAAGUGCAGUUGAGGCAUUGGUGUUGGAGGUCUGUGAUGAGACAGAGGUUGCUGAGCUGAAACUGAAGGUUGGGGACUUUGAAAUGCAUAUGAAGCGAAAUGUUGGAGCCACUAAAGUUCCUAUGUCAAACAUUUCACCAACUACAGCACCACCUAUUCCAUCUAAACCUAUGGAUGUAUCAGCACCUGCAGCAACACCACCAGCACCAAAACCCUCCAAAGAAAAAACCAGUCCUUUUGCUAAUGUGUCCUUUGGAAAGUCACCCAAAUUAGUAGCCUUUGAGGCUUCUGGACCCAAUGGUUAUGUUCUAGUAUCUUCUCCAACGGUUGGUUCAUUCCGAAGGAACAGAACAGUGAAAGGAAAGAAGCAACCUCCCAUCUGUAAAGAGGGUGAUGUAAUUAAAGAGGGACAAAUAAUAGGAUACUUGGAUCAAUUUGGCACUGAACUUCCUGUGAAGUCAGACGUGGCUGGAGAAGUAUUGAAGCUCCUAUUCAAUGAUGGAGAGGCUGUUGGUUACGGAGAUCCUCUCGUUGCCGUCUUGCCAUCGUUUCAUGGUAUUGAGUAAGCUCUCUCCUACUAAUACCGUUUUUGCAGUCUUUGUUGUUGGAGAGUAAGGCCGACCGGCUUAACCAUUUAUUUCAAGUCCUUGAAUUCUUUCCAUCGAUUGGUCUUUUCUGUUUGUUCAAUCAGAAGACAUGAAUCUAAUUGGUGAUAUGUACUUGACCUCAAUGGAUCAAUUAAAUUUAGUUGAAGACCCGUGAACAAGUUGAUUAAGCAGACUAUAGAUUGAGAAAGAAUAUUGUCAUUUAUGUUUGGAUCAUAUUCUUGUAAAAUCUUUGUCAAGUUGUAGAUGUUUGUUGUAUCCCAAAAAAUACAGACGGCUUCUAUC
This is a messenger RNA of Mangifera indica (mango), 1351 nucleotides long. RefSeq names its product biotin carboxyl carrier protein of acetyl-CoA carboxylase-like. Lineage: Eukaryota; Viridiplantae; Streptophyta; Magnoliopsida; Sapindales; Anacardiaceae. The record is from RefSeq and is a predicted model, not a curated record. The coding region runs from base 179 to 1027 and encodes 282 amino acids. The transcript is spliced from 9 exons.